CGCAAAGGCUGUUGGGACUCCGCUGUCAUGGCUCCCAACAUAAACAGAAACCUGUGAAAAACGACACUUUUUAUUGCAGCUUUUAGCCAAACUGACUACAGCUACGUUUUACCUGUCAACUCAAGAGAGAAACGGAAGGGAGGAAAACAUGUCCGGAGGAAACAAAGCCGUUGAGCUGCAGCUUCAGAUGCGGCAGAACGCGGAGGAUCUGCACAGUUUCAUGAAGGAGCUGGAGAGCUGGGAGACGGACAUCAAGAGGAGGGACGAGGAGCUUAGGACCGGAGGAGCCCAGGAGGUUCAGAAAAACCUCCCACCUGUGCGCAACAAGGACUACAAAAACAAAAAACGUGAAAAGAAGAAGAAGACGGAGCUCAGUGUCAAUGGUGACGCAAAAGUGGAAGAGACCAAACGGGCAUCGAGGAUAAAAGCAUACGACUAUCGAUCAUGGGACAAGUUUGAUGUGGACAAAGCUCUGGAAGAAAUGGAUAACGAGGAAUGUCACGAGUCAAAUGAGUCAGACUCUGAGGAAGCUGCAGUUGAUCAGGAGAAAGCACUGGCAGAGAAGGAAAAGGGUAACAAGUUUUUUAAAGAUGGGAAAUACGAUGAAGCCAUUGAAUGUUACACCAGAGGAAUGGGUGCGGAUCCUUACAACCCUGUGCUUCCCACAAACAGAGCUACCUCCUUCUUCAGACUAAAAAAAUAUGCCGUAGCAGAGUCCGACUGUAACCUGGCAAUUGCUCUUGACGGCAACUAUGUCAAAGCCUUUGCACGGAGAGGAGCAGCUCGGGUUGCACUGAAGAAAUAUGAAUCUGCAUUAGAAGAUUACGAGACGGUCCUCAAGCUCGAUCCCAGAAAUGUGGAGGCACAGAAUGAAGUGAAGAAAAUCAAAGAGGAGACCUCUGGACAUCAGGCUGCUACUGUCCAGAGUGAAGCAACGUUACAAGAGGAGGCUCCCACAGUGGAUCCUGAUAAGCAGAGACUGGUGGAGGAUCAGCAGAGAAGACAGGAGGCGGUUCUCCAGAAAGACAGAGGAAAUGCUUAUUUCAAAGAAGGAAAAUUUGAAGCAGCUGUCGAGUGCUACACCAGAGGAAUGGAGGCCGACAGCAUGAAUGUCCUUCUGCCUGCCAACAGAGCCAUGGCCUUCCUCAAACUUGAGAAGUAUAGGGAGACAGAGGAGGACUGCACUAAAGCCAUUUCCCUGGACAGCACUUACUCCAAAGCUUUCGCUCGCCGAGCAACAGCCAGAGUGGCUUUAGGAAAACUGGAAGAAGCCAAACAAGAUUUUCAGCAGCUGUUGAAACUGGAACCAGGAAACAAACAGGCCCUGAAUGAACUCCAGAAGCUGCAGAUUGACUCCACGGGUCUUCUUCAAACAGAGGAGAGCUCACAGCGGAGAACAGUCCAGCCAAUAGACAAACCAGAACAUCUGCGCUCAACUAAACCUCUGAGGAGGAUAAAUGUCGAGGAAAUCAGUGGAAAAGUGACGCUGCCUGAAUCAGUCGUCCAGGAGGUGAUGAAGGAAACUGAGGAUGGAUCGUCUCCGCUGUCCACAUCGCCAAGCGCCAAGAUCAUCAAACUCGAGGCAAUUUCAGGCUCUCCCUCCCUCACAUCUGACCAAUUUCCUGCAAGUAAACCAACCAAAGAAGCAACAAAGGAGGAAAUAGUUCAUCCCGUUGAACCAUCAACCACAGAAACGGAGCUUCCUCCUCCACCAACCAACAGUUUCCAGCUGGAGGCCGACUUCCGCAAGAUCAGAAAGCAGCCUCAAGUCAUUUACAGAUACCUGAGGCAAAUCACCCCUGAAGCGUACGCUAAGAUUUUCCACAACUCCCUCGAACCUGACAUCCUCAAUCAGAUCCUGAGGACGAUGCAGGAGUUCUACAUCAGGAAUGAAGCUCCGGCCGUCACCAUGGAAACCCUCAGCAGCCUAGCGAGCGUGAGGCGCUUCGACAUGGCCGUCAUGUUCAUGUCGUCCUCGGAGAAGAAAGUUCUUAAAGAAUUGUUUGACUUUCUUCACCGAGCCGAGCUGGACAGAUCGUCUAUCGCCGCCUUACAGAAGAAAUACGGCGUGUGACUCAGAUUUUAGGCAAAUUUGCAGCCUCCUUGACAGUCUUAGGAUUUCAAAGCCAAUUAAACAAUUUAGUUAUAUUCUAAUACCUGAAUAAACUUUGAAUCGGUUCACUUCCACUGAACAGGACUGCUGAGCCAUCGGGAA
Molecule: messenger RNA, 2215 nt
Organism: Amphiprion ocellaris (clown anemonefish)
Lineage: Eukaryota; Metazoa; Chordata; Actinopteri; Pomacentridae
Gene: rpap3
Product: RNA polymerase II associated protein 3
Exons: 17
Coding region: 149-2074 (641 amino acids)
Molecular function (GO): protein binding
Source: RefSeq, a predicted model, not a curated record